Mercenaria mercenaria is the source of this 3828-nucleotide messenger RNA. RefSeq names its product monocarboxylate transporter 12-like. The transcript is spliced from 7 exons. The record is from RefSeq and is a predicted model, not a curated record. Gene Ontology annotation, biological process: transmembrane transport; monocarboxylic acid transport. The coding region runs from base 135 to 1370 and encodes 411 amino acids. Gene Ontology annotation, molecular function: monocarboxylic acid transmembrane transporter activity. NCBI's taxonomy places the organism in Eukaryota, Metazoa, Mollusca, Bivalvia, Venerida, Veneridae.
AGUUAAGUAUCUCUUCCUGCAUUUAACAUUUCAGAAUACUUUAAAUUUACUGGUAUCAGUUUUUGUUGUUAUGUUUAAAAAAUCUUAAAACGCGUGAGUUAGAUCAAUUUAAAGCUGUAUUGAAAUUAUUUAAAAUGAAAUUAUUUUGCAACAAAAAGACAUAUUCUGACGGCGGAUAUGGAUGGGUUGUUGUGUUGUGCGCUUUUUGUAUCGGAUUUAUCACAGACGGAAUUUCGUUUGCUUUCGGAAUUUUAUUGGUUGAGUUACUGGAUGUGUUUGAGCAAGGGCGAGCACCAACCCUGGCGAUUGGAGCAGUGAUGAGCGGCAUGAUGUACUGUAUAGGGCCACUAUCAGGGGCACUUUGUACGAAGUACGGAUACCGUGCUAUUGCAGUCAGUGGCAGCAUCAUUAGUACCGUAGGGUUUGUGAUCGGCUCUUUCUCAUCCAACAUUUUACAUCUAUGCCUGUCGUACGGAUUUCUUGGCGGUACCGGAUUUGGUCUGAUGUACCUGUCAGCAAACGUGUGCAUGAUGCAUCAUUUUAAAGAACGACAGGCUAUUGCCAACGGGCUUGCCAUGUGUGGCUCAGGAGCCGGUGCAUUUGCCUUUAAUCAUUUAACAAACUUUCUUUUGGAAUCUUUUGGAUGGAGAGGAACUCUGCUUUUAACUGGCGGAAUUGUGCUAAAUGGAGUAGUUUUCGGAUUGCUUCUACUGCAGCCAACAACGGCGAAUGAAGACCUCCUUUCUGAUCCUAACACGGCAGGGAAACUGAAUAUAAAAGAGGAGACUGGACAAUGCAGUAAACCUUUGAGAGCUAUCAAGACAUUUUGCGAACAGACAUUUAAAGAAAUCCUGUUCAAAGAUAUCAGUUGUUUCAUUUUCUUUGUGUCGGUGUUUCUGUACUCGUUUGGGCGCGAUGUUCCAUUCAGUCUUAUACCAGACCAAGUGACUGAACUGGGUAUGAGCACAACUCAGGCAGCAUGGCUAAUUUCUGUGGCAGGAAUAACCAAUACUGUAAGCCGAGCAGGUUUUGGCUGGAUAGGAUAUCGACAAUGUAUAAAAAGGAUGGUUUUGCUUGAAAUACUUACAUUUCUUUUAGGAAUUUCAACAGGGUUGUCGUUCCUAUUUAUAUCUUUCGAAACAAAAUUGUUGUAUAUGAGCAUGUAUGGAAUUUUUACAGGUGGUUAUAACUCACUUCGCCGUAUUGUUCUCGCGGAUAUUUUUGGAAUGGAGAUGUUAGAUAAAUCAUUUGGACUGAUGAUGUUGAUAAUAGCAAUUGCAGAUGCAGUCUCUACGCCGUCUCUUGGUCACUACUUAAAGCAAGAAAAGGAUUUACAGUUUGUAAUUUGUCAUUUAAGGUUGGCUGUUUGACAAAACAGGAAAUUACAACAUGUCCUUCAUCGUCACUGGAGCGGUUUUUAUAUUCGGUGGAAUUCUGAUGUUGAUUCCACGAAUUCUAUAAUUCAAGAAAAAGCCUUACAAUUUGCAUGCAUGAGGUUAUUCCAAUGGCUUGAAAAUUGUUACCAUAUUUUACAGUAUGUCAUUGAAACAUAUAAUAUUUCAUAAUUAAAAACAAAUCAGAAGUUUAAUUAAUUCUACAAACACUCGUCAAUAUAUACUAGUACGUAACUCCAUGGUUUAAUUUUACGCAAAAACAUAAUGCGCAGGCUGGUCUGGAUCCAUGCUGGUCGCAAACCCACUAUGUUGGUUUUUUCAUGGCGCGGCUCAUAUGUCUCACACAAAAGUUGUGUUUCAUAGUAUCUUAAGUACAAGGCAAAAAUAUACUGUCUAAUCAUUAACGUGUGAUAUGGACCUUCAAGCGUGCCUUAAAGCAUUUUCUCUUGCUCAAAAGUUUUUAGCAAUUUAUUACUUGAAAUAACAGGAAUCUAUUGAAUUAAUGAUAUUUGUUUCCAUUGAGCGUGAAUGUUGAAUAAUUCGGUUAACAAUAACAAUAUUAAUUGUAUUAUCUUAUAAUCCAAAUCUGGAAGAUGUAUAUUAUUUUGGGACAGACUUUCCAUUUUUGCACGACUUAACUGUGAAUUAAUCUUUGUGACGCGUGGUAAAUUUUUUUGCGCUAGGUUUGCAAUCGGUAGAUUUUCAUGAAAUAUGUCGCAAAGGUUUGAAGUUUUAAAGCCCAAUGUUUGUUAUCGUUUUGAUACUUUAUCCAUCUUAUGCGGUUACAAAUUAUGGCAACUUUUCUGUUAUAUACAUGCAGGUAUUGUUACAGAAAACGGGGAUUGUGACAAUCAAAUGCUAGCCUUCUUUUAAAACGUGGUUAUUGUUAUACUUAUAAUGUGUGUAUUUGAGACGUGUUUGUCGAAGAAAUAUUUAAGUAAUAUAAAUGUUAUAUAAUAUAUUUUAGUGAUAUGUGUAUUUUUGUAUAAAUGUUUGAUUAUAAAUUGACUGUUUGAUUGUGUAGAUGUAUGAAUGUAUAUGAAAUGUAACCCUUACCCUGCUAAAUUUCUUAAAUGGACUGGUCCAUCAUUCAAUUUGGGCAAUACCAUUUGUUAUUCGAAGGGAUAUUCACUGAAGAUUUGAUAACUGAAUAGCGAACAGUGCAGACCAUGAUCAGCUUGCACGGAUGUGCAGGCUGAUCUUGGUCUGCACUGGUCGCAAAGACAGAACCACUUGCCGCCAGCAGGUUAAAGGUUAAUUGAAGGCCAUACUGGAAAUAAGUUGUAUAAUAUUUGUAUUUGUACACUUAGUAUGUAACCAUCAGAAAAUAAAGAUGUUAUCUUAACUUAUAACAAAUGUGUAUGUAUGAUAAGUUAAGGCAUAUCUCCCAUAUUGUGAUGCACUGCCUCGUCUCCAAUUUGAAUGCGGAAUAUAGUAUAUUGGAUAUUUUAUCUCACUGAGCAGCCCUGACCGAUGAAAAACGCUGAAAUUUGCAUUCUGCAUAUCGUUUUAAAUAUCAUGUUGAAUACUUGUAUCAAAUUAUUAUACAACUAUUCCAUGGAAGAAAAUGAUCAAGCGCGGUAAUAAAACCGUGAGUGUAAUUGAGCUUAUUGUGCGACCGUGAAAUGAUACAUGACUUUAAAUGUUACAUUCUCAUGUCAAAUGUCACGUUUAAUUGAUCUCGGCUUACGACUUAACCCUGAAUUAGCACAGCUGACGGUUACAUUCUCAUUCUACAUGUCGCCUGCUGAAAAACGAUUUAUCGUAACUCUAUUUUUUUUCAAAAUUGACAUAUUGGUGCAGUUGGAUCAGAUCUGAAAUGCUGUAUGUCCUGUCACAUCCCUUAUUUACCUAGUUGGUCCCGUUUUCACGUAUAUUGAAAACAUCAAAAUGUCGUAUCUCCAUACGUUUAACCACCUUUUACGAAACAGUAUGUCUUAUUUCAAUCAGCCAAUCAAGUAUCAGAAUGUUGUCACAAUCAGCCAAUCAAGUAACAGAAUGUUGUCACGUGAUAAAAAUUGCUAAAUCUGAAGUCACGGUCGUAUCUCCAAAACUUGGGUUCUGCAUUAAAAAAUAAAAUGUCGCAAGUCCAACUCAUACUGAGCACUCUCUAUGAGAAAAUGUUUACCUACAAACAAUCAAAUCAUAAUUUUAUAUGAACAACAAACGCUGAAGAGAAUUUAAAAGGGCAGACGUUGCCUAUAAUAUACUCAAAGUAUAGCUGCUUUGGAGUUUUCAAAAGACCUUUUGUAACAAAAACGUUUUGGCAAGUUGAAACUUCGAUUUUCUCGAAAAGUGAAAAGUGGUAGUUGCGACAAAUCGUUUUUCAGGAGGCGAUGUCUCGGUUAAUUGAUCACAGCUUACGACUUAGCCCUGAACUUACGUGGCUACAAUGUAAGUUCCAUUAGCUUAUGACUUAACCCUGAAUUAACGU